AUGGAGGUACUGCAAAACAUGCAACGAAUGGACAGGAGGAUUAUGGAGAUCAGAAAUCUGCGAAAAUUGAUGGACGAUGAGCUAGACAUUGAGCUUAAUGGGGAAGUAGGAAAUUACAUUAACGCGCUAGCCAAUUUGCACAUUUUGGAAAAAAAAAAAAAAAAAAAUUCCCAAUUGGUGGUGAGCUCGGAGGAACUCAGAAAUUGCGGCCAUAAAAAGGGCCGAAGGAGAUCGCGAAACAGCUACUCGUCGAAUAUGGGCGGACGAGGAAGGAACAACGAAAAUAGGAAUAGUAAAUCGAAUGGAAAGAGAUGGAGUCGCGACGGGGGGAGACGCUCCGGAGGAAGUAGAGGAAGUGGCGAGUACAGCGGAGGAAACGGUGACGAUGGUGACGAUCGUGACAAUCGCAACAAUCGCGACAAUCGCGACAAUCGCGACAACCGCGAUGAAGAAGAUAGCGAUGAAGAGGAAAAGGAAACACCCCAAAGUGACGACGACCAAGACAGUGACCAACCCAAAAAGGCUAAGAAGAAAACAGAAGACAGCGAAUCUGAAGAGGAGAGACAGGUGGAAGAAGAAGAGGAAGAAGCAUCCGCAGAGGCAGACCACUUAACCGAAGACACGCGCGACGAUGCUGGCGACGUGACUCAAAUGAGGGAACCCGAGCAGCUAAAGUUGCUGGGAGAUAUGCAGCUGAUGGCGACCCCCGAAAUGGUGAAUGCACAAAUGAGCGAAGGAGAGACCCAGGAACAAACAACAAACAUUGUUGAGGACAACGACAUACAUAACAUGAUUAACGAGAACGCGUCGUCCAUUCGAGAGUACAGCUUUGAAGAUGUGCACAUCAAGGCCUGCCUGUCAGAUAACAACGCCGCGGUGCAGAGGUUAUCGGCAGAGGAGGCUCGAAAGAUCGGAAAGAACAUCGUGAGCAACCCAUUUACGGCCAGCAGUUGUGCAGGAGAAACGGAUGAGCAGUACAUACGGGGAGACAGCCUUGGGGAGAGCGACACAAUGCAGAAAGGAGGAGAGAACUUUCAAGACUCUCAACUCAGGCGCUACAAGACCGAGGCCAUCAACCAGUGCAUCCAGAGACAGCAGACGCAAAUGAAACUGAACAAUGUGUUGACCGAGCUGAAAUUUAAAAGCGCACACCAUUUUGAUUACCCCCAAGGGGAAGACUCGGAAGAGCAUAGCCUAUCAGGAAGAAACAUGAACGAUGGUGUGGAAGGGAUGGAGACACACAAGAAACAUUCUCACACCAAUGAUCAGCAACCAGGAGGAUACAGCAGCCGCUUUGACCAAAGCUACACCGACUUUGUCAAACACUACGUAACACACGUUGGAAAUUUUUACAGAGAUGUGGCCAAACCACAAGUUCAAAAAAUGAUGAAUGCAAAAUCGCAAUCGUUUGGAUUAAGACAUUUAUAUAGGAAUGCAGGAGAUUCAUCGUACGCUUAUGACAAUUCCGAUUUUAACAGAUCAUUCUCCACCUCUAUAGGGGAUGGAGACACAAAGAGGGAAGCAGACGAUUGUAACUUUACAAAUUACCUGACCUGUUCAGGCGAAAAGGACAUAAAUAGGUUUUUUGAAGAAAACAUGAACUGCAUAGCAACGCCUUUUGCGGAAAUGAAAAAAUACAUGCCUACGCAUUUGGGCUAUUACGAGAAUUUUAAUUACUCCAAGGCGUUGGAGUCGAUUGGGAACUACGACUGCACGAAUGCCAGGGGGUACCUGGAAAACUAUGAUUGCGUGAAGAAUGCGCGCGCGUUUGUGGAGGACAACUCGUGCGCAACGGGCAUAGCACAGCUGGCGGAGCACGUGAACUUGGAAAAUGUGCGAAAACAGGUCAACUUGGACAACGUGCGAAAACACGUGAACUUGGAAAAUGUGCGAAAGCACGUGAACUUGGAAAAUGUGCGAAAACACGUGAACUUGGAAAAUCACGUGAACUUGGAAAAUGUGCGAAAACACGUGAACUUGGAAAAUGUGCGAAAGCACGUGAACCUGGCGGGCAUGGCGAAGCGCGUCAACAUACGAAGCGUGGCGGAGCACAUGAACGUGGAGCAGCUGAAGGAACGCCUAGACGCAGAGGGGCUGUUGAGCGCACAGUGCUUGGGUCAAAAUUAUAACAUCCUAGGAGAAGCCUACACAAAAUAUGUGAACCAAUACAUCGAGGAGGUGAAGAAAUCGCUGCAUGAGCAAAAGGAACAGUACACACAAAACGCCAACUGUAAUGAACAGCUCAUGAAUAAUAAUUUUGUAAAACUAGCUGCAAAGAACAUUCGUAAUUUAAAAAAUGUGUACUCCAAAAAUAGAGCAAAACUGAGCUGGAAUAAUCAUAACAAAUACAUUGCCUUCAACCAUAAGAAGUACGUGGGGCUGUUAGACACAUGUUAUAAGAAGAGAGUUGAGUCUGUAAAGAAAAAGAUUAAAGUGAACAAGGAGUUUUUCGACCAUUACUUUAGAGCAUGCACAAUUGAUUGUAAUAGUAGCAGGUACAUGGGAUCAAAUGAUCUGUCCCGGAGUGCUGCUUCUCUCUUCGAUUAUGGCAAUAUUGAGAUCAAUUCUUUUGAACAAACCAAUUCGCUCAACCUAGCGGACAUGCGUCUGCCAUCACUUUUUAAAACUUCUGGUUCUGGUGCCAACUUGCAGAGGGAUCAUAGUAAUAGUGGUUCUGCAAUGAUGCACACUGCGCAUGGAAACUCCGAGGAGGGGGAAAAUACAUGCAACGGAGAAGCGGGGGGUGAAGAGGGAUACGGUGAUACAUGCGGGGAUGGUGAUGUGGACGAAGAGCAGGUAAAUAUUCCAUGCUUCCCACAGAGGGAAAACAGACUGAAACAUUUGAAGUGUGUUAUGGCAGGCAGUGAAGGAAUGGAAAGCGAUAUCAUUUAUGACCAAAAGAAAAAUAUCUUCUUCGACUUUAAUGACAAUGCUUAUGUGCACGUUAAGGACAAUUUAUAUUUUAAUGCCAAGGACAAAUUAUUUUACGAAAUUGACUACAUUAAUGACUUGUCCUAUGAAAAUAUGAGCAAGGGGCUCCUCCAACUGGGACAUUUCCUCGUAACAGAAAAAUAUGCGCCCUGCAAACUCAUCAUGCGACUCUGCACACAGUUUAAUUCGUUCAUGUAUAACUUCCUUGGCCUGCGCAAGUACAACCUGUGUUACUCGGACAGGGAGAACCUCGUAGAAAUUAUCAUCAAGUGA
Messenger RNA from Plasmodium fragile, 3204 nucleotides. RefSeq lists its product as uncharacterized. Bases 1 to 3204 code for a protein of 1067 amino acids. The transcript has 2 exons. The record is from RefSeq and is a predicted model, not a curated record. Lineage: Eukaryota; Apicomplexa; Aconoidasida; Haemosporida; Plasmodiidae.